Ipomoea triloba (trilobed morning glory) is the source of this 1837-nucleotide messenger RNA. RefSeq lists its product as uncharacterized. NCBI's taxonomy places the organism in Eukaryota, Viridiplantae, Streptophyta, Magnoliopsida, Solanales, Convolvulaceae. The record is from RefSeq and is a predicted model, not a curated record. The transcript is spliced from 2 exons. The coding region runs from base 121 to 1731 and encodes 536 amino acids.
UAUAUAUAUUCAUCCAUUUGUUCAUUAUCUUCUUAUUAUAAUAACCUUACUUCUCUCAUCAUCACACUUCACAACACUUUAUUUAUUUAUUUGGGAUUUGGUGUUCAAGAAUUGUGAGUAAUGGGAAAUAUCCCUACUUUGCCUAUUGAUGCCACUUUCAAGUUUCCAUCCCCAUUACCCACUUGGCCAUCAGGUGGUGGUUUUGGAAGUGGAUAUAUUGAUCUAGGUGGACUACAAGUGUGCCAAAUUUCAAAUUUCAAGAAAAUAUGGACGACUUAUGAAGGAGGGCCUAACAAUGUUGGGGCAACCAUUUUUGAGCCUUCUUUAAUCCCAGAUGGAUUUUCCAUGCUCGGUUCUUAUGCCCAACCCAACAAUCAACCCCUCUUCGGUUGGGUUCUCGUCGGAAAAGACAACAACAAUGGUGAAAUCCUAAAGCCCCCAACGGAUUACACUCUUGUUUGGAGCAGUGAGUCUUUGCCCAUCACCCAAUCCGCCCAUGCCUACAUUUGGUCACCAGUUCCGCCGCCGGGUUACGCCGCCGUUGGCCACGUCGUCACCACCUCGCCGGAAAAACCCUCCGGGGAAAGAAUCCGGUGCGUGUUCUCCGGGUUCACUGAUCAGUGUGAGGUUGAAGAUUGGGUGUGGGGACAAGGCAAAUCAAGUGACUCAAAUGGUUUUAAUCUCUAUACUAUAAGGCCUAGCAAUAGAGGCACAGAGGCAAAAGGCGUAAAUAUAGGAGCAUUUGUUGGGAGUUUCGGAGAAAAUAACGUAGGAACAUUCGCGUGUCUGAAAAACAACAGCCUCAUAUCCUCGUAUUCCAUGCCAAACCUUAGCCAAAUCGAAGCGUUGUUUAGGGAAUAUUCUCCGGUUCUAUACCUCCACCCUCUAGAAACCUACCAUCCCUCCUCCGUAAACUGGUUUUUCUCCAAUGGUGCGUUAUUGUACACUAAAGGACAAGAGACUAAUCCUGUUCGUAUCGAGCCUGGUGGGUCCAACCUCCCCCAGGGCGGGUCAAAUGACGGUCUGUACUGGAUAAACCUUCCGGUCGACAGCAAUGAAAAGGAGAGGGUUAAGAAAGGAGACUUACAAAGCUCAGAGGUUUACUUAAACAUAAAACCCAUGUUUGGUGGGACUUUCACGGAUAUAGCCAUAUGGAUAUUCUACCCUUUCAACGGCCCAAGCACGGCCAAACUGGGGCAAAUAGAGAUAAUCCCACUGGGAAUCAUAGGCGAACACGUGGGAGAUUGGGAGCAUUUGACUCUCAGAAUAAGCAACUUCAAUGGGGUUUUAAACAAACUCUACUUGUCGGAGCACAGUGGAGGGUCAUGGGUGAAUUCCCCCAAUCUGGAGUUCUUCAACGGGACCAACAAGCCCGUGGCGUACUCUUCCCUGAAUGGGCACGCGAAUUACCCAAAACCCGGGCUGGUUUUGCAGGGGAUUGGGGAUUUUAUUGGUAUCAGGAACGACACGGCCAAGAGCGCGGCGGUUUUGGACACCGGGCUGAGAUUCUCCGUCGUAGUGGAGGCGGCGUGGGUGAUGUAUUGCAGGGAGUGGGGGCCUAAGAUUACGUAUAUAAGUGGGGAGGAUAUCAAGAGAGUAGAGAGCUUAUUGCCAGUGGAGUGGAGAGGUGUAUUUGAGGCAUUGAUCAAUCUUUUACCAAAUGAGUUUUUUGGGGAAGAAGGGCCUACUGGCCCCAACAUGAAAGCUAGUUGGAGUGGGGAUGAGAAGUGAGGAUCAGUGAAGUGAAAGAAAAAAAAAAUAUGUGGCUCACUUUUUCUGGGUUGAAUUAUGGAGUGUGCUAUAUAUAUAAGUUAAAGACAAUAAAAAAAAAAAAAAA